This is a messenger RNA of Helianthus annuus (common sunflower), 1691 nucleotides long. Its product is annotated as tRNA-dihydrouridine(16/17) synthase [NAD(P)(+)]-like. The coding region runs from base 178 to 1323 and encodes 381 amino acids. The record is from RefSeq and is a predicted model, not a curated record. The transcript has 3 exons. Gene Ontology annotation, biological process: tRNA processing. NCBI's taxonomy places the organism in Eukaryota, Viridiplantae, Streptophyta, Magnoliopsida, Asterales, Asteraceae. Gene Ontology annotation, molecular function: flavin adenine dinucleotide binding; tRNA dihydrouridine synthase activity.
CGGUCCACUGAAAAGAUUUCACGCGUUCGAUUAACAACCCGGUCCACCCGAUUUCACAACCGGCUAAACCCUCACAAACCAAAAAGACCUAACCGCAUCGCCGCCACUCCUCCUCCCGAAACCCUAACCUUUACCGGAAAAAAACCGCCAUCAUCACCACCAAUCAACAUUCAACUCAUGGCCUUUAGCUCCAUCACUCAAACCCUAGCUCCAAACAACGCCGAAGACCUCUGUUCCGAGACAACAGAAUCCUUUACACCCCCCGAAACCUCACCGUUAGCCACUCCGAAACCCUACGUGACCGCCGAUGCCAGAAUUGAGAGAGCGUGGACACACUGGAAGAAUCUCGGUGAACCUAAGCUAAUUGUAGCACCGAUGGUGGAUAAUUCGGAGCUUCCGUUUCGAUUGUUGUGUCGGAAAUACGGUGCUGAAGCUGCUUACACACCUAUGCUUCACUCUCGUAUUUUUACUGAGAACGAGAAGUAUCGGUGUACGGAAUUUACUACGUGUAAGGAAGAUCGGCCGUUGUUUGUUCAGUUUUGUGCUAAUGAUCCGGAUACUUUACUGGAAGCAGCACGCAGGGUGGAACCGUAUUGCGAUUAUGUUGAUAUUAAUUUGGGGUGCCCACAGCGUAUUGCCAAACGAGGAAACUAUGGAGCUUUUUUAAUGGACAAGUUGCCUCUGGUGAAGUCGUUGGUUGAAAAAUUAGCUCAAAACCUCGAUGUUCCCGUGUCUUGCAAAAUCCGGGUUUUCCCAGAUUUGCAAGACACUUUAAAUUAUGCAAAGAUGUUAGAAGAUGCGGGAUGUGCGCUUCUUGCAGUACAUGGACGCACACGAGAUGAAAAGGACGGGAAAAAGAUUAGGGCAAAUUGGGAGGCAAUACGGGCUGUUAAAAACGCUCUUCGGAUACCAGUUCUUGCAAAUGGGAAUAUACGCCACAUGGAUGAUGUGAAACGUUGCUUAGAAGAGACGGGUGCUGAUGGGGUACUUUCAGCUGAGACUCUUCUUGAAAAUCCCGCUCUGUUUGCUGGAUUUAGGACAGUUGAAUGGGUAUCUGAUGGUGAAGAGGGCGUUCAAGAUGGUAAACUAGAUCAAGCUGACUUAGUUGUUGAGUAUCUGAAGCUUUGUGAAAAAUACCCGGUGCCAUGGAGAAUGAUUCGGGCUCAUCUUCACAAGAUGUUAGGGGAAUGGUUUAGGGUUCAUCCGCAUGUUAGAGAUGAUUUUAAUGCACAGUCCAUACUCACCUUCGAGUUCCUUUAUGAUAUGGUCAAUCGGCUUAGAGAUCUUGGUGUUUCAAGUCCUCUUUAUGUCAACAACACUUGACCCAACCCAUGGGCGGAUCUAGCAUAGGUUGAGGGGUAGCCUGCGCUCCGCUGCGCUAACCCUCAACUUUCUUGUCGAAAUACAUUUUUUGUGCGAAAAAGAAAAAGAAAAUUCUUCUUCAUUUUAGGUAUCGGCUACUCCUGAACAAAAAUUAUUUUAGCCCGCGCUACCCCUUAACUUUUCUUCUAGAUCUGCCACUGAGUCCUGACCUGAAGGCGUAUCUGCAAACAAGGUCUCGUAUGAUUUUAAUGUCUUAACGGGUCAGAUAUUUAUUAUAGUCUUGCUAUUAAUACACAUUUAGCAUCAUUGAAAAAAAUGUAAAAUGAUUGUUUUUAUGUUAUAAUACAAUUACUCCCGAUUAUCCUAAA